Messenger RNA from Choloepus didactylus (southern two-toed sloth), 1363 nucleotides. RefSeq names its product growth arrest and DNA damage inducible beta (gene GADD45B). The record is from RefSeq and is a predicted model, not a curated record. Bases 240 to 722 code for a protein of 160 amino acids. The transcript has 4 exons. NCBI's taxonomy places the organism in Eukaryota, Metazoa, Chordata, Mammalia, Pilosa, Megalonychidae. Gene Ontology annotation, cellular component: nucleus; cytoplasm. Gene Ontology annotation, biological process: regulation of cell cycle.
ACAUCGCUGGAGCCUGGGACGUCGGUGUCUUCUUCGUUGCCGCCGGCGUCUGGAUCUUUCUCUCCCGGGAGUUUACAUGCUUCUUUCUCUUUUAUUCUUGGGGAUUUCGCCGCUUUUCAGAAGUCUGGGACGCGCUCUCCGACCCCGUGGGACGUUUUGGCGCUGUCUGGCCUCGGAUUUGGCCUUUCCCCCCUUGGGACUGUCGCGGGGGCUCCUUCCGCUGGGAUUAUAACUGCAUCAUGACGCUGGAAGAGCUCGUGGCGUGCGACAACGCGGCGCAGAAGAUGCAGAUGCUGAGCUCAGCGGUGGAGGAGCUGCUGGUGGCCGCGCAGCGCCAGGACCGGCUCACCGUGGGGGUGUACGAGUCGGCCAAGCUGAUGAAUGUGGACCCCGACAGCGUGGUCCUGUGCCUCCUGGCCGUGGACGAGGAGGAGGAGGGCGACAUCGGCCUGCAAAUCCACUUCACGCUCCUGCAGUCGUUCUGCUGCGACAACGACAUCAACAUCGUGCGCGUCUCGGGCAUGCAGCGCCUGGCCCAGCUGCUGGGCGAGCCGGCCGAGGCCCAGGGCUCCCCCGAGGCCCGGGACCUACACUGCCUCCUGGUCACGAAUCCUCACAUGGAGGCCUGGAAGAGUCACGGCCUGGUGCAGGUAGCCAGCUACUGUGAGGAAAGCAGAGGCAACAACCAAUGGGUCCCCUGUAUCUCCCUGCAAGAACGCUGAGGCCCUUCCCAGCAUCCGAAUCUGUUCAGUUGCUGCAAAAAAAAAUCAAUAAAAUCAAUAUUUGACUCCCUCCCCUGCAGAACAACCCACCCCCCAAAAAACAAAACAAAAAAUCACCGGACUCAGGAGACCAUCGGGGGCAGUCAUGGAGACUGAGGACAAGGAGAGAGGGGGCAUGUGGCCGUCCCUGGGGCAGCGAGGCCACCGAGAGAGGAGAAGAGGGACCCCAGGCCAGCGGGAGAGGGGACCCUGCAGCUCAGGCCCUGUGACAGAGCAGAAGCCGGAGUGGGGGAGCCACGGCCCCCCUACCCUGCCAUCGUGGAGGGCCUGGACUCGAUGCUUCGAGGGUGGGGUGAGACUUGGCAUGUCCCCCCACCCUCCUUGAGACUGGAGCUGACACAUGCAAAACUUGGGGGACCAAACCGGGGUGCAGACCCUGGCCAGGACUCCUUUGGAACUCGGGGAGCUGGGGCGGAGGCUGAUUUCAUCUGUACCCACGAACUCCUAGUUUGCAAAUCAUACAGACAAUCUAUUUUGUUACUUGCACUUGUUACUUGAACCACUGCGAGGGAUGGAAAGCUCACAGAUGCAUAUAUUUUUAUUUCUACGAUGAUGGCCUGAUAAUAAAUUUAUAAAGCCUC